Molecule: messenger RNA, 504 nt
Organism: Miscanthus lutarioriparius
Lineage: Eukaryota; Viridiplantae; Streptophyta; Magnoliopsida; Poales; Poaceae
Source: the annotation of a GenBank genome assembly
AUGGCCAGCCACUUCCACAACAUCAACGGAGGAGGGUUUCUUCUCGGCGCGUCGGAGCCGCCCAUGCCCAUGGGGACGGGAUCGGGGCGCGGGCGUCGGGAUAUGGAGGUUGACAUGUCGGCGGUGGAGGAGCGAGGCCAGGACGGGCUACGUGCGGAGCUGCUCCGCCUCCACAUCUCGCGCUCGGUGGUGGUGCUCACCAAGCAGCUGACCCCAUCGGACCGCAGCCGCGACAAGGCGCGCCUCGUGCUCCCAGACCGCCUGGUGGCGCUGUCGCGGCUGCCGCGCAUGCCGACGGCGGUGGAGCGAGGCCUCGUGCUGGGUGCCGGGCUGCUUGUGUCGGCGCUCGACCGCCUCGACCCCGCGUACCGCAUGUCGCUGUGGCGCGAUCCCAGGGCCCACAUGUAUCGCCUCGCGAGGCAGUGGUCGCUCUUCGUGUCGUGCCACGGCGCGCACGCCGGCGACGUCGUGGAGGUGCACGCCUUCCGCUCGCCCGCCUGGUAG